This is a messenger RNA of Brugia malayi, 666 nucleotides long. RefSeq lists its product as uncharacterized. The transcript has 4 exons. The record is from RefSeq and is a predicted model, not a curated record. The coding region runs from base 1 to 666 and encodes 221 amino acids. Lineage: Eukaryota; Metazoa; Nematoda; Chromadorea; Rhabditida; Onchocercidae.
AUGGCAGUCAAUGAUUCUGAAUAUAAUAAUAUAAAUGAAACAGAGGAUAUAUCAUCACAUUUUGUGCGUGAAUUAAAAUUUGGUAGAAAUGAAUUUAAAAUAAGUCAAAAAUAUAUUGGAUAUGUUAGUUGUGUUGUUUGGGAUAGUGCUAUUGUAGCAUGUCAUUAUUUUGUUCGAUAUCAAUCAUUUUGGAAAGGAAAAAAGGUUCUAGAACUCGGAGCUGGAACAGGUGUAUGCAGUAUUCUAUUAGGAGCAUUAGGCGCAAAUGUUGUGGCAACUGAUUUAUUAGAAGGAAUAAAGUUAUUGGAACAAAAUAUUGAGGAAAAUUGGGAAGUGAUAGCAAGAAAUGGAGGUUUUGUUAAAGCUGAAAUUUUGGAUUGGAAUGAUCCUUGCGACAAAACACUUUCAUUUGAUGUUAUUGUAAUGAUCGAUGUAAUUUACUAUUUAAGGGCACUGGAAGGACUUGUUAGAUUAAUUUUACGAUCAGAAGCAUUGACGAUUAUUUGUUGCUAUGAAGUACGCGAUAUUGGAGAAGCAAAGAUCGCUCAAGAACGAUUUUUUGAAAUGAUAUCUCCUUUUUUUAGUAUUUGUUCGGUAGCAGAUGAAGAUUUAGAUGAUGUUUAUAGGUCGCCAGAUAUUAAAGUACUACGUUUAGUACGAAAAUGA